Emiliania huxleyi CCMP1516 is the source of this 537-nucleotide messenger RNA. RefSeq lists its product as hypothetical. Bases 1 to 537 code for a protein of 178 amino acids. Gene Ontology annotation, molecular function: hexosyltransferase activity. NCBI's taxonomy places the organism in Eukaryota, Haptophyta, Isochrysidales, Noelaerhabdaceae. Gene Ontology annotation, biological process: carbohydrate metabolic process. The transcript has a single exon. The record is from RefSeq and is a predicted model, not a curated record.
AUGGAUCGGAUGCAGGCGGCUCCUAAGCUGCGGAUCCUGCUCUCCGUGUGGGGCUCCCGCGGCGACAUGCAGCCCUACGUCGCGGCGGCGCUCGGCAUGAUGGCGGCCGGGCACAAGGUGAGCAUUAUGAGCAAGCCCGACUUGAAGGCGUUCGUCGAGGCGAACGGCGUCAACUUCCUCGGGUUUGACGUGCCGACGGAGGCGGCAACGCCGGAGAAGCAGCAGGACGGCGACAACAACCCGUUCUUACGGGCCAAAGCCGAUGCCGCAAAGAUGUUUGACGAGGGCGUGAGCUUCUCGUAUUGCAUGAACAACAUCGCCACGAUCUUUCACAGCAAGACGGAGACUGUAAACGAACGGAACGCCUGGCUGCUGCAACUGCUGCAGCUCUGCUCCAAAGGGCCGGACGGUACGCAAAAUCGCUGCAGACGGUCGGACGCGCUGCUCGGCGCGCACGUUCGGCUGGAGCCCGGAGGAUCACACAAGGCGUAUAGAGGAGCGCGCGCGGCCUUCGACAGUGAAGUACGAAGGGUGUGA